Molecule: messenger RNA, 2199 nt
Organism: Trypanosoma theileri
Lineage: Eukaryota; Euglenozoa; Kinetoplastea; Trypanosomatida; Trypanosomatidae
Product: AGP2beta-2
Exons: 1
Coding region: 1-2199 (732 amino acids)
Source: RefSeq, a predicted model, not a curated record
AUGCAGCAAAAAAUCACACGGGAUGUACGCAUUGUCUUUAGUCUGUUGGUUAAUAUGAUUACUGAAUGUUUGCCUGGGAAAACCUACAUUGUUCAAAUAAAGCGGGGUGAUAAGAUAAACGCCUCCUCCCCUGUUCUUACUGCAGAUGAUAAAGGUAUCGUUCAUGUAGGAUUGAAACGUAUUUUCACAUCAACACUUCAGCGUCGAAAUGACUGGAAUUAUAAACGCAAAGAACUUAAGUUUUCUAUUACGGAGGUUCAUACACAAAAGGUAAUCCGAUUGUGUUACGAUAUAAGUAAAAGUAUGGAUGGAGAAUGCUUCCCUAAAAGACGAGUUAUCAUGAAAGGCCGAGAAGGUUCACCACAACUACAGUUUGAGUUGGAAGGAACAGAAGAAACACGUUAUAACCAAGAACAUGGGAUUGAAUUGACUUCAAAUAUAUCGUUUACUUCCUACAUGCGCGAACCUAGCAGUGAAUCCUUGUCAGGUCAACCUGGUAUUAUCGAAUGUCGUGAGGGUGAUUCUGUAGAAUCUUCUCUGGCAUUAAGUGAGUUUGAAAGUGUUGUUGAUAGUGUAACUGAGGCCUCAAUUGAGGAGAAGAAGAAGAAGAAUGAAAAUGCCCAAUUGGAAGAGAACCGAGAGAAUACAAAGGAGUAUGGGGUAAAUAACACUACUAUGGAGAGUAUUUCACCAUCAUGUAGUGAGUUUUAUCAUGGGCAAAACAUCUCCUUUAUGACGUAUGAAACACAGGCAACAAAUUAUUUAAACAAGGAUAAGCAUACACUAGAAACUCAAGAUAAAGAAGGUUUAACCUCAGAUAUAAUUAAAGGAAAUGAAAUUAAACCUCCACCCAAGGUUCCUUUAAGGAGAAUUGUUAUUUCUUCUUAUUCUUCUUCUUCUUCUUCUGAUCUCGUACUGGAAGCAGUGAAACGGAUUCAUAAUACUGUUACACUAGAUUCAAUAUCUACUGAAAACUUGAAAUCAUUAAAAAAACCUCCAACGGGAGCUCAACUUGCGAUGAACUAUUAUUUGAAAUGGAAUGGAGAAUCGCAAAGAUGUUUUAUUCUGCACUUUAUAGCGCACGUUAUUAUUGAAGUUUGUAGGGAGACACGCCAUUUAGGAGACUGGCUAAGUCUCUUAACGCAUGUUAUGUACCGUUCUAUUCUCUACGCGCAUGGCGAAUUAAAAUCCUCUAGUAUUCACGAGGUAACUCUUCAAAUUGCUGAGAUAUCCAGUUUAGACGAUAAAAACUUUAUUUCUAGAGGGAAUCAAAUUAUAGAAAAAUUAGCAGAUCAUUUGAAUCUUUCUGCUGCCUCAGAGCUUUUCUGGAUAGCAGGAUUAGAGUACUGCGCUGCUACUAUUGUCUCUUUACCCAUGCUUCACCUUGAACGUUUGUGUAAUAAUUUUCCGAUGAUUCUUCCAUUUUCAGAGGAAGCAUCCUUUUCCUUUGAGGAAUAUAUUAUUACUGGUACGACAAUACUGUACUCUGAGCUCAACUCUAUAAUAUCAACCCUGAAUUCCACAUCUGGAGGGGAAGAACCUCAUCUCAUUUACACUACCCCUCCUUUAUACAGAAUUGUUCUUGUGACUAUUGUUAGGGAGCUUUUUAUCAGGAUACUAUCAGUCAUCACUAAGGGUAUGUAUAAGCAUUCAUGGAGUGAUGAUAAUUCAGGAUCAUAUAUUGCCCUUAGGGUCCUAAAACUUAGUAAGUCGUGGGCCAAGAAAAAUCGUUUACUAUCGGCACUGUCAACAUGUUUAAUGCCUUUAAUUGCUUAUUGUGACCUUGUUCUCUUUCCAGAUGAACUUUUACAAGGGGAUAGUUAUAAAUCUUUAAUAAUAAGAUUUCCUCCUCUAGUAGAUGUGGUUAAUGAAAAUGAUUCAGAAUAUUCCAAUUCUCAAACGAUACUUGCAAUGAUUUCAGAUGGUUUAGAAACUACAAAAGAAUUUUCUCUCUUUAACACGUUAAUAGAAUUUACACCCAGUAAAUGCGACAAGAAAUCUAAUGUGGAGGAUGGAAUCUGGGGAUUGCUUGAGGUCUUGAAUGGCGAUGAGAGUGAGGCCAGAGAAAUUAUUUCCACUGAGGAAAUUUUUCAUGGUACUGGAUUUAACGGUAUAAAAAAUACUUUACAUGUUCCAGGACUGGUACUCCCACUUUUGCGAAACGAAGUUAUGAACCUCACAGAAAGUCAAAUCUCUUGA